CAAAUACCAACCACUUGGGGAAGACUUGAGCCAUCCGAGUUUGGUUUGGAGGCCGGGUGGGCGCGGGUUGGCGGCCCUCAUCUCGCUCUGCGUGACCGCAGUGCUUGGGCACCAGUGAAAAGCAGAUGUGAGCUGCUCAUAGCUGCUCCAUCUAGCCAUCUACUUCACCCUUUUCGGUCUUUUGAACUUGAACCAAGCUUACUGGGCAUGUUGGAGGUCCACCGAGAUAUGAAUUUUCUGAAGCAAGAGAUCCAGAACCUUAUCCAGCUUGAUCAUCCACAUGCUUUGGGUUUGGUGGAGCAUGGCAUCACCGAAGAGCUGAGCUUCUGAGCAGCUUGGGCAUUUCGACCGCUUGGGACGCCAAAGCAGGUUUGGCAUGGAGAGUUGAGAUCAUUUCCACUUUCUGCUGUACAUUGCUUUUCCUGAAGAGUGGGUCAGACUUGUCGGUGAAUGGAGCCUUGAGAUUCAGCAACCAGACGAUUCCCGGAUUUACCAGGCCUACCACACUUGUCAGCCUACCACCUGGAUUUGCACAAUCCGACCACCGUGACCGGCCUCCCGGCCUCCCGGCUCAAAAGGCUCGGGACAUCGGGCGGUGCCAUGCUGCGACUCUUCGUGGUGGUGGUUCUGGUUGCCGUGACGUUGGCCUGGGUCAGCUUCUACAUCUAUGGGAUUGAACAGCCCUUCUCCUUUCGCUUCAGGAGGAAGCCUGAGGUGCCUGUGGCCAAGAUCUCUUGUGCUGACUGGCGGCAAAAAGAGGUGAGCUCAAACCUCACGGACUUCGACAUCUGGUAUUCCGAACAUUCAGACAGGUGGCUAAACGCUUUCGUGGUCCCAGAGGAAAACCUGAUCUUUUGCCAGAUUCAAAAGGUGGAUUCCGCCGACUGGUUCGCCGUGCUGCGUUGGCUCAACCAGGGGCAAAACUUGACCACCUUGCGCGACUACGAGCGAGGCGAGGCGUUGCGGAUGAUGUUCGAUCCCAAUUGGACCAAGCUGGCCGUGGUGCGCGAUCCCUUGGAUCGCUUGCUGGCGGCCUUUUCCACCAAGGUGAACACCGAAAAGCCUCCGAACAAGAACAUCACGGCGGAGGUGGCACGGGUCUUGAACGUGCCCUGGCAUCGGCUCCGGAAGCGCAAGGUCACCUUUCCCGAGUUCGUGGUGCGGGUAGCCGCUGGGAUCCGGGAACGGCUGGUGGUGAGCGACUUCUGGCGCAAGCAGGCAGAGUUUUGCUCCUUGGGGCACUUUAAGAAGACGUACCAGUAUCCUGCGGUGGCUGGCAAGCGUUUUUCUUUCUUUCUUUUGGAUGACGCGUCUGAUUGUACAUUUUGUUUUGAUUCAUUUUUGGUACGCAAUAUGUUUAGUUAAUAGGCCACCCCCUCAAAGUUCCCAAGUCAUGCGUUUUAUCCAUCAUGUGUUUGUUUGCAAAGUUUGACCUUUGGGGGUCUGCCCUGUUUUUUGGGGAGGGCUGUGUAUGUCAUACAUGUGUACGAAUCGGCGCGAAGGGUCAGAGUAUUCUGAGGGGGUCUUCGUUCCAAGUUCGUCACCCGAACGCCUUGGCGGAGUCUGCCAUUCUGAUGCCAUUCGAUCCUUCACCUCAUCCAGUGCUGCUGAGGUAUGUGAUGUACAUGGACCGUCGCAAGGAGUUUCACCCCUAUCUGCACGACUGUGCGCUGCUGGCGAUGACCGGACAGAUGAGUCAUUCCAAGCUGAAGAAGCUGGAGAAGGUAGCGGCCGAUCGGAGAGUCCAACCG
Durusdinium trenchii is the source of this 1751-nucleotide messenger RNA. The record is from the annotation of a GenBank genome assembly. Lineage: Eukaryota; Dinophyceae; Suessiales; Symbiodiniaceae.